This is a messenger RNA of Colletes gigas, 2036 nucleotides long. Its product is annotated as insulin-like growth factor I. Gene Ontology annotation, cellular component: extracellular region. Lineage: Eukaryota; Metazoa; Arthropoda; Insecta; Hymenoptera; Colletidae. Gene Ontology annotation, molecular function: hormone activity. The coding region runs from base 1 to 657 and encodes 218 amino acids. The record is from RefSeq and is a predicted model, not a curated record. The transcript is spliced from 3 exons.
AUGUCGAGGACCGGUUGUGCAACGGUGACGUCCAGAAGAAUCAGAGCCGGUAGGCUGGUCCUGGUCGGGCUGAUUCUCCUGGCGCUCCUGGACUCCGUCAGCGGCGUUCCCUACAAACGAUCGUUGCUCAGACUGUGCUCCAGGAGCCUGAGCGACGCCCUGGCGCUGGCGUGCAAGGACCGCGGAUACAACGAGCCGUUCUCUUACAGCGCGGAGGCAGAUCCUCAAGACUCGAUGGAGACGGGACUGGUGGAGGAGUGCUGCUACCGUCAGUGCUCGUUCUCGCACCUGCAACAAUACUGCAAGCAGGACACAGAGGGCCCCGCGGCCGACGUAGACAAGUCGGUUUGGAUAGAAAAUUUACCGUAUCCCUCCGGGAGGCUGGGAACGUCGUCGGAGGAGAGAUCGAGAUCGGACACUGACUACGACGCCAGCACGAUAAAGUGUAGGACCCACGGGUUGCACGGGCCACGAAAGAAAGGAACUAACACGAACCACGACGACUGGGUUGGCUGCGAUGUGAAGGUCUCGGUGAGGAGGCAUCGCGGCGGCUGGCAUCGACGCCAGAUACGUCGUCGUCUUGGCAAGGUAUCGGAGAUGGCACUAGCCGAGAAGACAUCGAGGAUCAGAAAGUUCAAGGGUUUACCGUUCCCUUAAGACACGAAGUCCAUAGGUCGAAGACUCAAGCGAUAUGGUAAUCGGCUAGGAAUGCGUGGAGUCACGGGAUCAUCGUCAUUUCGCGUAACUCUUGUUUCUCGUCUCUGCGAACUCGGUUCUUCCGAAAAAUCUGGAAGAUUCGAGGAGAAGAGGGAGACGAGAAACCGACGGAGCGAUGGCAACCAGAACCGUGAAGCUCGGUGAAGAGAGAAAGGAAACUGGAAAUGGAUGUAAAGAAUCAGUAAGACGUCUAGUCCCAUAGAAGAGUGAUAAUUGGUCGUUGUAUUUGCGCCUAGAAUCCACGGGACAGUAACUCGAGACAGACGUAACGACGCUAAAACGAUUAUUAUAGCACCAUACGUCGAUUCGUAUCUCGAUUACGGCCUGCCAGCGACCACAGACGCACGCCUCUUCCAGACGCUUCGUCCACCGAACGAGCAAGAGACUGGUCGUUUAAUUAUUAUUUUUUUUUUUCUAUUGAACGGCUCUCGCGAGCGUGUUGCGUCGAGUUUUGCGACAGGAUCCGAUCCUAGAAUGAAAUUCGAACGGUCGGGCUUGAUAUUAGUCGCGCGAUCUCUUAGAGAAAGACUUAAAUAAGUGUUGCGUAUAGAUACAGUAGGACCUCGACAGUUGCAAGUAUCGAGGUUGCAGUUGUCCGGUUAACCACGGCGAAAAGAAAAUUCUGUCGUUGCUCGUCUGUUGCCAAGCCACCGUCCCUCUCGCGUUGCAACAGUCGUGCAGAUAUCGAGGUUUCGCGGCGCGAACAUCGGGGUCCUACUGUAUGCGUAUGUAUGUAUAUAUUUUGUUUGUUUGUUUUUUUGUUUUUUUAUAAACACACGUAUACGUAAAUCAGCCAUUCGAAGAGCUGAAGGAGCCUCGAGCUGCUUCCUCUUCCGGUUGCCGGUAGCUUUUAGCUCCUUUUGUCGAACAAUGAUCUCACUAGUAUUAAACCGAUAAAAUAUUUUAACGUUAGUGCUAACUGAACUAGUCACUAAUGGCGAUUGGCCAGAAGCUACAGGCAACCGUUCUAUCGAGAGAAAGAGCUGUCGGUGAAUAUACCGCGCGAAGGAAAGAAGAUUAGAAACCGCGCGAAAGGAGAAGUGAUAUCGCGAGAAAGUAGAAACGUGUACGGGGUUUCCCCGUUAAUUUUUGCUCAGUUUCACCGAAAACGUCCGAUCCAAUUUUCCUCGCAGCUCCUUUCGGGUUCGAUCUUUCGUUAUUCCAUCGAUAGUUGCGCGCCUCGCUGCAAAAAGGAACGAACACGAUUGCAAUAGAUUAUUGCAACGCUUGUAUUGUACGCAUAUACAUGCAUGUUUGUGUGUAUAUAUAUGUGUGUGUAUUUACCACGAGUGCUUUUGAACAUUCGCUGUAGUCUGUAU